Messenger RNA from Drosophila melanogaster (fruit fly), 2599 nucleotides. It is a transcript of the gene Parg, whose product is annotated as Poly(ADP-ribose) glycohydrolase. Gene Ontology annotation, molecular function: ADP-ribosylserine-[protein] hydrolase activity; poly(ADP-ribose) glycohydrolase activity. The record is from RefSeq and is marked reviewed. The coding region runs from base 136 to 2307 and encodes 723 amino acids. Gene Ontology annotation, cellular component: nucleus; chromosome; nuclear body. The transcript has 2 exons. Gene Ontology annotation, biological process: regulation of DNA repair; carbohydrate metabolic process. NCBI's taxonomy places the organism in Eukaryota, Metazoa, Arthropoda, Insecta, Diptera, Drosophilidae.
AUGCAAGAAUUCAGGUCACACUUGAUUUUUCCGAUAUUCCAAAAGGUUUACCAAUCUACGGCAAAUCGCCGCAGAGCAAGUGCAUCCGUGCUGACCAAUCGACUCGGCAAGGCUUUGUGCUUAAACUGCGCCAGGAUGUCGAAGUCGCCGGAUGGCGGGAUUUCCGAAAUAGAAACGGAGGAGGAGCCGGAAAAUCUGGCGAACUCCCUAGAUGAUUCGUGGCGUGGAGUUUCCAUGGAGGCUAUACAUCGUAAUCGGCAGCCUUUCGAAUUGGAGAAUUUGCCACCAGUGACUGCCGGCAAUCUCCACCGGGUUAUGUACCAGCUGCCAAUUCGUGAAACACCGCCACGCCCCUACAAAUCACCGGGAAAGUGGGACUCCGAGCAUGUGCGUCUGCCCUGUGCGCCCGAGUCGAAAUAUCCGAGGGAGAAUCCGGAUGGCAGCACCACCAUCGAUUUUCGCUGGGAAAUGAUCGAACGAGCCCUUCUGCAGCCCAUAAAGACGUGUGAGGAACUGCAGGCGGCGAUAAUAUCAUAUAAUACCACCUAUAGGGAUCAGUGGCACUUUCGUGCCCUUCAUCAACUUCUCGACGAGGAACUGGACGAGAGCGAAACACGGGUUUUCUUCGAGGAUCUAUUGCCGCGCAUUAUCCGAUUGGCAUUGCGGCUACCGGACUUGAUUCAAUCGCCAGUUCCGCUGCUCAAGCACCACAAGAACGCCUCAUUGAGCCUGAGCCAACAGCAGAUCUCCUGCCUGUUGGCCAAUGCCUUCCUGUGCACCUUUCCCCGGAGAAACACCCUCAAGAGGAAGUCCGAGUACAGCACUUUUCCAGACAUCAACUUUAACAGGCUUUACCAAUCGACGGGACCGGCAGUUCUGGAGAAGCUUAAAUGCAUUAUGCACUAUUUUCGUCGCGUGUGUCCCACAGAGCGGGAUGCCAGCAAUGUGCCCACCGGUGUGGUAACCUUUGUUCGUCGGAGCGGAUUGCCGGAACAUCUGAUCGACUGGAGCCAAAGUGCGGCGCCGUUGGGUGAUGUGCCAUUGCACGUGGAUGCCGAGGGAACAAUCGAGGAUGAGGGCAUUGGACUGCUGCAAGUAGACUUUGCCAACAAAUAUUUGGGUGGCGGUGUCUUGGGACAUGGCUGCGUUCAGGAGGAGAUACGCUUUGUUAUCUGUCCGGAGCUAUUGGUGGGUAAACUCUUUACGGAGUGUCUGCGACCAUUCGAGGCCCUGGUGAUGUUGGGCGCCGAAAGGUAUAGUAACUAUACGGGAUAUGCCGGAAGCUUCGAGUGGUCCGGCAACUUUGAGGAUUCAACGCCAAGAGAUAGCUCAGGUCGUCGACAAACGGCCAUUGUGGCAAUCGAUGCCCUACAUUUUGCCCAGUCACAUCAUCAAUAUCGCGAGGAUCUCAUGGAAAGGGAGCUGAACAAGGCGUACAUUGGAUUUGUUCACUGGAUGGUGACGCCGCCACCGGGUGUGGCAACUGGUAACUGGGGUUGCGGCGCAUUCGGCGGUGACUCCUAUCUGAAAGCCCUGCUGCAACUUAUGGUCUGCGCCCAGUUGGGCAGACCUUUGGCCUACUAUACCUUUGGAAAUGUGGAGUUUAGGGAUGAUUUUCAUGAAAUGUGGCUGUUGUUUCGAAAUGACGGGACUACGGUGCAGCAGCUUUGGAGUAUUUUAAGGUCGUACAGUAGGCUUAUUAAGGAGAAGAGCUCCAAGGAGCCGCGUGAGAAUAAGGCAUCCAAAAAGAAGCUAUAUGAUUUUAUUAAAGAGGAACUUAAGAAGGUCAGAGAUGUGCCCGGAGAGGGAGCAUCCGCCGAAGCUGGAAGCUCUAGAGUAGCUGGAUUAGGCGAAGGAAAAUCAGAAACAUCAGCGAAAUCCUCGCCAGAACUCAACAAGCAACCCGCCCGACCGCAAAUCACCAUAACGCAACAAAGUACCGAUCUAUUGCCCGCGCAAUUAUCGCAAGAUAACUCAAAUUCUUCGGAAGAUCAGGCCCUUCUUAUGCUGUCGGACGAUGAGGAGGCCAAUGCCAUGAUGGAGGCCGCUAGUCUGGAGGCUAAAAGCAGCGUAGAAAUAAGCAACAGCAGCACAACGUCCAAAACGAGCAGUACAGCCACGAAAUCAAUGGGUUCAGGUGGCCGCCAGUUGAGCCUGCUCGAGAUGCUGGACACCCAUUAUGAAAAGGGUUCGGCCUCGAAGAGGCCACGAAAAUCACCCAACUGCAGCAAGGCUGAGGGUUCAGCAAAGAGUCGUAAGGAGAUCGAUGUGACCGACAAGGACGAAAAGGACGAUAUUGUUGACUAGGUGAUAUUGCACUACAGGAUUGUUACUGCCCCCAAAAUUGAAGAGGUAUAAAAUGUAUUGUAGAUAACUUUAAGGACAUAUUUAGGGCAUUUUAAAGUAGGAUCAUUGUAAGUCGAAUAAAGUGAAAUUUUUUUUUUUUUUUUAAUUAUACUAUUCUAAUCUGCAAAGACAAUUUUACUGUUAAAUUUGUAUAACAUUGAUUGAUUAAUAUAAUUUGUUAUAUCAUGCAAAUCUAGCUUUUAUUAUGCGAAAUUUGUAGUUAAAGCCAGUAAAGUUUCUUUUUAUUUAACCG